This is a messenger RNA of Monascus purpureus, 2968 nucleotides long. The record is from the annotation of a GenBank genome assembly. Lineage: Eukaryota; Fungi; Ascomycota; Eurotiomycetes; Eurotiales; Aspergillaceae.
GCAAAAGAUAACCAGAACACCAUGGUAAGUUCCAUUGAUUUAAUAGUUACCCCUUUCCCAAUUAUACCACGUUUAGAACCAACAAUCUCCUAGAAAAUAAAAGCCCUUUCACGGCCCGUGGCCUCGCAGCAGGCUCCGGGAACCUCUGUCGUUCGACAACCCCGAAAUCUCGAUCCUUCACAGCAUCCUUUUGAACGGGCUCGGGAAUAUACCAGAGCUCUCACUGCUACCAAAUUGGAACGCAUGUUUGCGGCCCCUUUCCUGGGCCAAAUGGGCGAUGGUCAUGUUGAUGGAGUGUACUCCAUGGCCAAAGAUCCAAACUCCCUCGAACAUUUUGCCAGUGGAAGCGGUGAUGGCGUAGUGAAAGUAUGGGAUUUGACUAGUCGCCAUGAAGUGUGGAAUACUCAGGCACAUGAAAACAUUGUCAAAGGAAUCUGCUGGACCCCAGAUCAAAAGUUACUGUCCUGUGCCAGUGACAAAACUGUCAAACUGUUUGAUCCGUACAAUUCAUCCUCUGAAACACCUCCCUUGGCGACAUACCUGGGACAAGGUGCCUUCACUAGUAUUUCCCACCACAGGAGUAUCCCAUCAUUCGCUGUGUCGUCUUCUGCUAUCUCAAUUUAUGACCUUUCACGGCCUUCGUCGACUCCUUCCCAGACCUUGCACUGGCCAACUAGCGUCGACACCAUCACGUCAGUCGCGUUCAACCAAACGGAAACGUCAAUUCUCGGAUCCACGGCUAUGGAUCGCUCAGUCGUCUUAUACGACCUUCGUACGUCGUCGCCGGUCACCAAGGCUGUUCUGCAGUUUGCAUCAAAUGCUAUUUCGUGGAAUCCAAUGGAAGCAUUCAACUUUGCAGUCGCGAAUGAAGAUCACAAUGCCUACAUCUUCGACAUGAGGAAGCUGGAUCGUGCCCUGAAUGUGCUUAAGGAUCACGUCUCCGCCGUUAUGGACGUAGAGUUCAGCCCUACGGGUGAGGAACUGGUAACAGCCUCGUACGAUCGUACAGUACGGCUGUGGGACAGAUCGAGGGGCCAUUCACGAGACAUCUAUCACACGAAGAGAAUGCAACGUGUCUUCUCGGCCAAGUUUACGCCUGACAAUAAGUAUGUGCUUUCCGGGUCAGACGAUGGAAAUAUCCGCCUCUGGCGUGCAAAUGCGUCGGACCGCAGCGGAAUUACGAAUGCUCGUCAAAGGGCGAAGUUGGAAUAUGACCAGGCUCUUAUUCAGAGGUACUCGCACAUGCCGGAGAUCCGAAGAAUCAGACGUCAUCGCCAUGUACCGAAGGCAGUAAAGAAGGCCGGCGAAAUUAAGAAGGAGGAGCUAGCAGCCAUUAAGAGACGCGAAGAAAACAUCCGGAAGCACACGAAGAAGGGCGCUCUACCAUCAAGACGAGCUGAGCGCGAGAAGAUUAUCUUGGCUACCGAACAGUAGAGGGUCGAAGACCAGUUCUGAUCCUUUCUGCCGAUGCUGUUGCAUAUGACUUUGGAUAAGGCAUACCAAUAUACCGCCCCUGAAACUAAAGUUUCCUGGCAAAGCACGACUCAUCAUAGGCCCUAUAGCCAUAGUCAAACGCCGCUUUUCAAUCAACACCCAGUCUGUGCACGCUACUUGACAUUUCUAUUCGCUGAUUGACCCUUGGGGGGUCGCCUUCGCUACGGCAAAAUCAAUACCACUUAGGUAUCGAGCGAUUCGUUGGAGAGCGGCAGGCAAAACAGCAUACCAACUUACGACGGCAGCAAAGGUGGGCAAUCUGAUGACACCGCCUCUUCCACUAUCGAUUGCAGAUACGAUCUCCUGGGCGACCUGGACUGGCUCAAGGACGGGGGCGAAGAAAUUGCUGGGCGUUUUGAUUUUCUCGAAGAGCGGCGUUGACAUCUGUCCCGUUUCAACCAAGAUCGUUUUCACCUUGUUGCUGUGACCUGACGCGCGGAGCUCAGCCUCCAGCGUUCUGUGAAGGGCACUCAAUCCAGCUUUACUCGCGGAGUAGUCUGAGAGACAGGCCGGAGUAAGAUGGCCGAGGACAGAACUCACGGUAACAACUGUACCCCCGUUGUCAGCGGAUAACAUGCCCGGUAAGAUAACCUGGCAGGUAUUGAAGACACCAAGUAAAUUGAUCUGGAUGGUUCUCUGGAAGGACUCAGCCGGUAAAGACAGGAUGGGCUGGCCAUUGAUGCUGGCAGCGGCGCAAUUGAUGAGCACAGUGGGAGUACCUAACUGAGAAAAACGUUAGAAUAAAUAAUCGUAUCCUGUAAAUAGAAAUAACAAUGAGGAUAAACCAACAUCCUUGUCAACCCGUCUCAAUACAUCCUCCACCUCUUCCUUGUUCCCAACAUCACACCGGUAACACUCAACACUCUCCAACCCUGACAACCCAUCCGAAGCAAGAAUAUCUUCAUCCCCAUCUUUUGUUUCAGGACCUUUAACAUCCAAAACGGCCACGCUGACCCCCCUAAUCCCAUAAAUCUGCGCGAUUAACAACCCCAACCCCGACGCACCACCCGUAAUCACAACAACCUCCUCCCCCAAAUCAACCUCCCGCGGUUUCCCGUACGCGACGCCCUGAUUGAUCACCCGUCCCACGAAGAGAAGUGUCAGGAUAGUCGCGUACAUCGCGGAGGUAAUGAAGUAGGUGGAUGUGUACGGUGUCAUCUGGGCGCGGAGAGUAAGGACGAACAUCCACCCGAACCAGGGGUGGAGGAUUGUGUAGUUCAUUGUUUUGAGGAGGAGGUCGAGGGUUAAAUGGGUGUGCCAUUUUGAGUGUGAGGAUGGUGGUUGUGGUUGUCGGGAGUUUUUUGGCGUUGUUGGCAUUGUUAGGUGAGUUGCGGUUUUAACUUAACGCCUUGGUCUGGUGUUCAAUUGAGGAGAAGAAUUGGUGAUCUGCUUCGAUUUAAAUGCUUUUCUGACAGUUCGCUUUGCGUUCUUGUUUAAUAUUCAGAUAGUGAACUGGAGGAGCUGGAAGAGGGAG